This is a messenger RNA of Seminavis robusta, 2805 nucleotides long. The record is from the annotation of a GenBank genome assembly. NCBI's taxonomy places the organism in Eukaryota, Bacillariophyta, Bacillariophyceae, Naviculales, Naviculaceae.
GCGGUACUGAUACAUAGACUACAUUACUAGUAUCACAUACCGGUACAUGAUCAAAAACUGGCUGUGCUCCAUCCUUUUUCUUCGGGGCACACGUGGGACACUUCUGACCAACCUUGUUGUUCUGGCCAGAGGACGAACUCCCAUGCACCAUGCACAGCCGCUGAAUAUUUUCGCCACUUUUCUUGCUCGGCUGCAUCAAGCAAGAGUUAUCGAAAAGAGAUUAGACUGAAGAGGCGAAUUGAGAUACUGUGCAGAACCAUGGCAGCCUUCGAGGAAGAAGACCUAAUCAUCAUGGGAGACGAAAGCGAGUGUGAUGACUCAAGCCAUGGCGACGAUGCCAAGCCCACAGCUCGUCAGCUGCAGGAAGCGGAGGAGAAGAACAAGCUGCUACAACGAAACGAGGAGAAAGCCGUCUCUUGUGUUCGUGUUGCUGUCUACUGCGUUGUUGUUAUCACUGCCAUUUCUGUGACAUUGGCGGUCUACUUCUACACGAAAAAUGAGCAAGAGAACAACUUUCAGACUGUUUUUGAAAUCUACGCCAACAAGUUGGCAGAAUCAUUCAUUGAUUCGGUAGAUCGCAAGAUUGUUGCCAUUGGAGGGCUCUCCACCACUAUCACCAACUAUGCAUUGAGCAAUGGUCUGACCUUUCCCAACGUGACAAUUGAUAACUGGAUCAUGUUGGCUGGGCAAACGAGGAUACAAGCAGAUGCCAUCAACGUGGAGUAUGCUCCAUUGGUGACCGAUGAGAAUCGACUUGGCUGGGAAGAAUACUCCUUUAACCACAAGCAAUGGCAGCAAGAUCAGUGGCAGGAGGAACUCAAAUUCAUGGAGUCGCAGGAUCAAUACUUUGGGUUGGAGGAAGACGUGAUCGAGGACGCUCCCGGUUCAGACAGAUCACAAAACGAAGAGUCUUCGGAAGGAGGGCCACCACCAGAGAACGAAAUACAAUCAGCACAAGGGCAAGGUACACCUCCUGAGGAUGGACAGCAGCCGCCACAGAGGUCCCUCCAAGAAGCGCCGCCAGCUGGGGAGGAAGAACCACCCAAGCGGGGCUUCAACAGGCAGAUUUUCGGCCCAGGACCUCCGCAGGAGAGUGGCCCUCCACCACCAAUUCCACAGCCACCAGGAAGCGGACCGUACGCUCCAUUCUGGCAUAUGUCCCCCAUCAUUCCUUUGGAAUUCCUACUGAAUAGAGAUCUGUUUUCCCGUCGGGUCGUAGCUGAUUCGAUCGUCUCUGUGCUUGAAACUCAACAUGCAGCGCUAGGUCGUGCAGUGGGUGUCCGCGAUCCGAGCAACAUCACACUUCAGGAAUUACUUCCGAUCAGAAUUACGAAUGAUUACAUCCAACGUGGACAAUACCGACACGACUUGCAGUUCUUCUCGGGAGAUGCCACAACUACUCUGACUUACCCCGUGUUUGAUUCCUUUGGGGCAAACAGGACCGUGGCUGGGUUCUUGCUGUCGCCCCUGAUGUGGCGCUUAAACUUUGAGAAGAUUGUUCCUGAAAGUCUAGGAGGCUUUAUUGCUGUAAUCAAGAGCAAACAGAGUGAGCCCAUCAGCUAUCUCAUAGAAGGUCCAAAAGCAACCUACCUGGGGAUCCAAGACUAUCAUGCCUCCAACUAUGAUGACAUGUUUGUCUUUCAAAACAUGGAAGAAACCUUGCAGGUCCUACACAGCCCGAGGAACCAAGCAUUUGACGCAGUACAAGUCGAUUUUGGGGAAUAUGUUCUGUACAUUUAUCCCACCGAAGAACUUGAGAGCCAGUACAUUACUAACAAACCGGCCGUGUACGCUUCCAUUAUGGCCUCCGUCUUUUUGUUCACCAUCUUGGUGCUGGCUGUGUUUGACUGCCUUGUCGCAAGACGACAGCAGGUUGUGAUGAAGAAAGCUGUAGAGUCCCGCGCUCUUAUUGCCACCCUGUAUCCAGAGCAAGUCAGAGAACGGAUGUUUGAAGACGAACCUAAAGGCAAUGCAGAAAGGAGAAAGUGGAAGAAUCCAGGUGAAGCAGGAAUGCAUGAGGAAGGCACAAAGGCAAUUGCAACGCUCUAUGAAUCCGCAACUAUUCUCCUCAUGGAUCUGGCGGGAUUUACCGAGUGGAGUUCCGCUCGUACUCCUUCCGAUGUGUUUGAAUUGCUGGAAACACUUUAUCAGAGCUUUGACCGUAUUGCGUCGAAGCGUGGCGUGUAUAAGAUUGAGACGAUUGGUGAUUGCUGGGUGGGAGUCACUGGAGUCCCUAACCCUCAAAAGGACCAUGCACCGCGGAUGGUCAAGUUUGCGGCAGCGUGCCAAGUGAGCAUGGGACAACUCGUUGGGAAUAAACUCGCUGACCGACUGGGUCAAGAUACGGCCAACCUCAAACUGAGAGUGGGGAUGCAUUCGGGUCCAAUAACAGGUGGAAUAUUGCGUGGAGAUAAAGGUCGUUUCCAGCUUUUUGGAGAUUCGAUCAACACCGCGUCUCGAAUGGAAAGCAAUGGAGUUCCUGGAAAGAUACACGUAUCUCAAUCCACAGCAGACGAGCUGAUUCGUCAUGGCCAUCGAGAUUGGCUGACAGAGCGGGAAGACAAGGUCGAGGCAAAAGGCAAGGGUUUGAUGACAACAUACUGGGUGGCCGUGAAAAGCAGCAAGAGCACCGGAACAAGGGCGUCAUUGAUGUCCUUGUCGGACGAAACCGGCGAGAGCUUUGCAGAUGAAGCCUCAGCUAGCAUGGUUGCUGAGUCCAAACAGUUCGAUAUGGGAUCGAGAUCAGAGCAGGCUCGCACUACUUCCAGAGAUCUUCUGCCCAGAAUUACCGAGCUUGAGGUAUAG